This is a messenger RNA of Myripristis murdjan (pinecone soldierfish), 3025 nucleotides long. RefSeq names its product OAF homolog a (Drosophila) (gene oafa). The coding region runs from base 507 to 1328 and encodes 273 amino acids. Lineage: Eukaryota; Metazoa; Chordata; Actinopteri; Holocentriformes; Holocentridae. The transcript is spliced from 4 exons. The record is from RefSeq and is a predicted model, not a curated record.
UUGGAGGCCAGGCGAGCAGUGGGAUACCGACGGAUAGGAAGUGACGGGGCUGCGUGAAUAGCAGAGGGGGGGGAAAAAAGACGGGAAUAUCAACACAAAGCAGAAUGAGAAGCAACGUGCCAUCAUCGGAGUAUUGCCUGUAGAGCGGGGGAAACUAAAUUGCGCAUGAUCCUGUUAAUAACGCCCAGACAAGUUGCGGACCCAGAGAUUUUCAAUGGAAGUGAACCAGGCUGGUAGUUGAGAAAAGCUCAGAGUUUAGGGGGGAUUGUCGAGUCGCUGUAGACUAAUUUCCAUGAUCGUUUAAGCAAGUUUGGGAAACGCUGGCAUUCUGGGCAAUUUUAAAGCGACCUAAAGAGCAUGGAAGAGGAACGCGUAAAGUAUAGGUUGAAUAGGUAGGACAGUGAUAUCCGAAAUGCAAGUAAAUCAUUCGGGGAUAUUAUGAACGCAGACCUUUGGACUUCGCCGAGAUUUUUUCCUCUGUCACGUUCAGUUUUGCGACUUCUGGGAUGUUUGCGAGUUGCAUCUCUCCGGCGCCAGUUCGGAUAUUGACUUCACUUUGCGCCCUGCUGCUGUUCAUGAGCCCGGGACUCGGUUCGGAGCUGCGGGUCCGGGUCCGGCUCUCUGACGGGCUGAUCACCGAGGAGGUGCUGGAGGCGGACAGUGAGAGAGACUCGAUAUCACUUGAAUUCAAACAGGGAGAUGGGACGCUCAUUACGUUUGUGGCUGACUUCAAACAGGAUGUGAAGAUAUUCCGAGCGCUCAUCUUGGGGGAGCUGGAAAGAGGGCAGAACCAGUACCAGGCCCUGUGCUUCAUUUCCCGCCUUAACCACAAUGAGAUCAUCCCCAGUGAGUCCAUGGCCCGACUCAGACAGAAAAAUCCUCAGGCCAUUCGCUUGGCAGAGGAGCGGAAAGGACUGGAGCAGCUGACCAUGAGCGUGGCAGUCAAUCUGAGUCGGGCGUGGCAGCUCAGCUCCCACAUUCACAACAUGUGCAGUGAGGCUCGUGAGGCCAUCUACACCAGGGAGGCCGAUGUCAAACACUGGCUGGACAAAGGAGUGGAGGGCUCCUUGUUUGAGAUCCUGCCUCAGACAGCAGAGGUGCCCAGUCUUCAGGCCUGCCGUUCCACGAAGGACCUGUGGCAGCCCUGCCUCUGCACAUACAGCCUGCGCCUGGAGUGGUACCCUUGCCUGCUGAAGUAUUGCCGCAGCCGGGACACCACUGGCAAAGGCACCCCUUACAAGUGUGGCAUAAAGAGCUGCAGCAAAGGCUACCAGUUCACCUACUACGUUCCACAAAAACAGCUCUGUCUAUGGGACGAGGAGACCUAGCAUUCUGCUGGAUUGCAAAACAGAGAUAAAUCCAUUUUCCCCAGCCAAGUCAAUGCCUCUCAACCCUCCUCUUGAGAGCGAAUAUAGUGAUACCAUUUGGAUGCCAGUUUGUAAGAUGUAAGUGAAGCUGUUUCACAUGGGGAGUGGUUAGAUCCAGAUGUCCAGGCUGAAAUAGAAAGCAAUUCAGGUUCUAAAUGAGACCAAAACCUUUAUGGAAGCAGAGCUGCAGUACAUAUGUACAUUCUAAGCGGACCCGCUGACUUUAAAACUUAUAAUUUUAAUGUGACUUUGCCAAGAAGUGGUCACUUGUGUGCCUUUUUGGGAGAAAAUAUUGGCGUAAAUGAAAGAUGUCAAAAACAACAACAACCUCUCAUACAGACUGUAUGCACAAAGCUGGACAGUGCAUCCUCUUCUACAUUUCUGGCCAGUUUGACACCAGCAGAGGAGCAGCAAGCUAAUCAAAGGAGCCAUAUGAACACAAUCGCCCUCCUGAUGAAGGAAUAUUUGGACGGGGGACCUGUCUGUCAGUGUAAAAAUAUGGCUUGGUGAGAAAAAGCUGUGGUUAAGUGCAAGUUGGCUGACUUGGAAAAAGUCUAUCUGAUGCUGGCUUUAUUUAUUUUGGUUGCAAAGUGAAAUUAUGGAGGAUUAUUUUUGUACCUUUUUGUUGAAAAUAACCUCAUGAGAUUCUGUGUUUUCUUUUUGUACCUGUAUCACACAAGCUCUUAAAUCAUGUGCCCAAAUCACCUGUCCACAUUAACAGGAAGUGUUUUUAAGUAGGCAAAUAUCCACCUGUAUGUCAUGCCAGUUUGUUAUCAUCUUUUCAUGGUUGUUAAGAGGGUGUGGGUUACCAAAUGGAUCAAUUAUCUUCUUUGAGAAGACAGUUUUAGCUCCACGUCCCCUGUGCCCAUAGCUCACGAUCUCAAUUUCUUUUUAAAAGUGUCAAGUAAACCAAAGUCAGCAUUCUCAAAGGAAAAUACUGUCAAAAGGAGGGUGUUAAGUUUCAGUUUCCUAAAAGCAGGCUCUGCAGUAGAUUUUGCCAUGUUGGGAUACACAGAUUACACAUCAGUGUAUUCGUUUUCAGAAUCUCUACUGCCACCCUCUGGUUAUAUGGCUACACAUUUCUGAUUUUUUUUUUUCCUGCAAAGAAUGAUAUCCCUAUGGUUGAAUUCUGGUUUCUGGUGUCACUUCAUUUCAGAAAUUAAAUAUUUAUCACAUGUCCAUCUCAAAUCCCUGUUCACUUUUAUGGUGUAAUUCAAGGAGCACUUCUUGAACUUGUGGGACCAAAUUUCAUUUUUCAUUGUUUGUAGAAUAAUGGUUUUGAGUAUUUUUGUCAUUCAGCCACGUUUGUUUUGUCUUAUCUCCCUCUCAUUUCACCUGUCACUGCCAUAUCAAUGUUCAUUUUGUUUUGUUUUUUGUAUGUCCUCCUAACCGAAGAACCAAAUGAGCGAAACAUUUCGGUUUGUGGCCUUUUUUGGUGAUCAAGUGCCUUAACAUUUCCACUGAUAUCUUGGCUGUGUAAUUCUAGAGUAAGUUGUUAAGCAUAUUUUUCUAUGAAAGAGUUUUGAAUAUGAUGUAUUAAAAAAAAAAGUUGCCCUAAUGAGAAAACAAGGCAAUUAGCUUAUGUACCAUUUUGAGAGUUGUGUUUUACAUGAAUUGUUUCAAUAAAGUUUUUCUUUGCACUGCAGUAAUAAAAAUAG